Molecule: messenger RNA, 783 nt
Organism: Stylonychia lemnae
Lineage: Eukaryota; Ciliophora; Spirotrichea; Sporadotrichida; Oxytrichidae
Source: the annotation of a GenBank genome assembly
AUGGGAGGAAACGAUCGAAAAUAAUCUAAUAGAUAACAGGGAUAAAACCAAAAUGAAAACUAAAAGGAAUCAGCUAGUAAUGUAGAAAAUAAGACUUUAGGAACUUAAAGAUAAGAGGAAACCAAAAAUGAAGAAUCAGUGCUCAAUUCUAAGGAUAAUAAUGGUGAUGGAAUGGCUUUUGAAUGUAAAAUAGGAAUUAUUUAACUACUUUUAGUACACAAAAUAAGCAUGACUGAUGAUGAAAACGACUAGAAUUAUUAGUUCUAUAAGGAGUAUUGCCGCUUGUACUAUGCAAACAUAGUUUUGACAAACAGACUUCAGCACUUGCUUAAUGAAAAACAAGAUCUCCAAUUCAAACUAAAUAGAUUAGAGUCUAAUAAGAGGAAGCACGAAGAGGCAUUAGGUAUGACAUUUGAUAUAGCAGAGGAAAAGCGCAAAAGACAUAGAAGGACUGCUACAGAAAUAGCUAGACACUAUCGAUGUCCGAUUGAGGAUUGCCCCAAAUCUUAUGGGUCAGAGGGCUCAUUAAAUCAACAUUUGAAACUGAAGCACCCUGAGUUUUAUUAGUAACUCUGCUCCAGUAACUAAAUAAAUCCAGGCCUUUCAAAGCACGAUUCUACUAUUAACGAUGGGAAAUCAAUAUAUUCAGGGAGUUACGACGAGAGAGAAGAUAAUGUAAGUGACGAGAGUUAUGAUGAUGAUGAAGAGGAUGAAAAAAGUUAAAAAAAUAACAACGACAUUAAUAACAAAUAAUAUAAAAUCAAAGAUUCAUCUAAGUAAUGA